CACAACACGGUGGUAAAAUUCCGGGAUUGUUUUGUUUCUAAGAGGACGUAAAUAAUUCCUAUGCAACCAAAAUAUUUUAGCGCGAUUGUGUGAGAAAUAUAUAUUAUACAUGCAAGUUCUAUACAUGCAACACAUACGCUUUCUGUAGUCAGAAAUGCAGGAUUUGUCGACAUUUUGAUCAAAGAAGCAAUCUGUAGAUCAAUCUUCAGCUUGAGCCAUUCAAGUCAGACGACAGAUCAAAUACGUCAGUGGAAAAUGUGGUAUUACUUUGUGGCUCAUUGUGCUUACCAUUUUACAAGGUGGUUUCCUAAAGACGCGCGAGGAAAAGUGAGAAUCACUGUGAUACUUUUUGCUCUUUCAUUUAUUAUACCACAGCUUUAUGUGGUUCAAGUAGAGCAAACUGGUAAUGGAUUCUGUGAUGAGCCUCUGUUAAACAUCACUGUAGCAGGAAUUGUUUUCACAUUUGCUAUGAUAGCCUUCACAUUUCUCUUUGCCAUAAUGGAACCAGUUCCUUGGCAGCUUAAAAUUGCCUUUCAUUUCUUUGGAUUUGGUUCUCUAAUCCUUGGCAUGGUCCUGUUUGCCUCAACUUUAGCCACAUUAGAUUGUGAGUUUUCACCUGAGUUGUAUUAUUUGUGUCUUUCAUUAGGAAUAUUCUCAGUUCUUUCAACUGGAUUUCUCAUCAUCAUGCUGCCAUUCUGGUUGGUAAACUACCUUUGGCCUGACUCUGUUCUCAACCGACGAGAGAGACGUGGUGUUUGCUAUGAACCUGUCAAAUGUUGCACUUGUCUGUGGCAUAUUUAGGAUGUAAACUGUACAUGAUGUAACUGAUUCUGAACUGCCCAAAAUCAAAGUUUACUUUGAGCUUUUGAAACAAAGACAAUAAUUUAUAUGCAGUGUGUUUCUCAUUCAGAGUUUGCACUGAUGCACAAACAUUUUACCUUGAAAUUCUGGUUUUCAAUGAGUGACCAUGUUCUAGACAAACUCUUGUCUCCAGAAUGAUUUUGAAGCUUUAAGUAAGUGUGACUGAUAUUUAAUUGAAUAUAAAUAUUUAUGUCUUCCAAGUACACUGAAAAUUAUCAAGCGUCCACAUGCUGUAAAUAUCUUAAAAUUGGCUUGAGAUGCAAUGUAUUGCUGUAUGGACUUUGACUGUAAUAUUUUGUUAUUUAGACAUAUUUUCAUGAAAAGGAGUUUUGUUCAAAUAUGGGUUGGCCGGAGCCAAGGACCACAGUUCUAAUUACUCAGCAUAGGGUUCUGUUGGAGCCUCCCAAUAUUUUAAGUUCUGGAUCACAUUUCCAUAGCGGUAUUGUACAUUACACGGAUACAUGUAGUUUUAUAUAAUAAGCUCAGUUAUACACGCAUUCUGAUUGGUUCUCACUUAUGAUCUAUUGGAGGACAGACGUAUAGAUGACGUCAUCAUUAAAACGUUUUUAAUUCUUUAUUACAUAAAACAAAUAGAUUCCAAGUUGCAGUGCGUUUGUUCAGUAAUAGAUCACAGAUGACGUCAAAAUGUGGUAAGAACAAAAAAGUGGCACACUCCUUACCGACUUAUAUCAUUUUUAUAAACUGCUGCAAAUGAAAGUGUCCCAAAAAUAAGUGGUAACUUCAAAAACUGAUUAUAUUGCUGAAAGUGCUCUUAGAAAAUAAGCUUUGAGCUGUUUGCAGAGAUGGAAAGAUGUAGCAUAAUCAUUGGCUUACCGACUGUAUCGUUUUCUACUGAUGUAAAUAUACCAUUCGACGUCGAAUUUCUUAUUGUUGUAGAUAUCUCGUGCGUUAUUUCUACAAGUACAGUGGAAAUGAACUUGUGGUAUGUUAGUAUGAUCGUGAUUGGAUUGUAGAGAUUUACAGGUCGUAAUGUAAUCAGGGAAAACGAAAAUUGGAUCAAUGUAUCAAGUUUUCAUUGUAGAAUGUACAUUGCUUUCUGUUGUUUCAAUAAAGCUUCAGACGUAUUUUCGCCAUCAAGAA
Pocillopora verrucosa is the source of this 1962-nucleotide messenger RNA. RefSeq lists its product as uncharacterized. NCBI's taxonomy places the organism in Eukaryota, Metazoa, Cnidaria, Anthozoa, Scleractinia, Pocilloporidae. The record is from RefSeq and is a predicted model, not a curated record.